This is a messenger RNA of Poecilia reticulata (guppy), 1321 nucleotides long. NCBI's taxonomy places the organism in Eukaryota, Metazoa, Chordata, Actinopteri, Cyprinodontiformes, Poeciliidae. The record is from RefSeq and is a predicted model, not a curated record.
CUAUGGUUAGCCACUUUUCUCCAUGGUUACAGAACGUGUACUUACGUACGUGUUUACGUUUACGUAGCAAUCUUGGUGCGUUUGUUUAACCUUUUAUGCUAAUUGUACAACUUUUUUAAAUAGCCAAAAGAAACCUACUCCAAUUUGUCAGAUUUUUAAAUAACGUUGGGCAACCAGACAUUAACUCUACUGUCUAAUUGUAACUUGAAAUUGCUCGAUGGAGAAAUAUGAAAAACUGGCCAAAAUUGGCGAGGGCUCCUAUGGUGUGGUGUUCAAGUGCAGGAACAAAGAAACGGGCCAGAUAGUUGCCAUCAAGAAGUUUGUGGAGUCUGAAGACGAUCCUGUCAUCAAAAAGAUUGCACAGCGAGAAACGCGCAUGCUUAAGCAGCUAAAACAUGUGAAUUUGGUCAACCUGUUGGAAGUCUUCAGGAGAAAAAGACGGCUCCAUUUGGUGUUUGAGUUCUGCGAACAGACCGUCCUCAAUGAGCUGGACAAACACCCGGAAGGGGUCCCGCAGGCCCAGCUGAAAAGCAUCGUGUGGCAGACUCUGCAAGCUGUGAACUUCUGCCACAAACACAACUGCAUCCACCGUGACGUAAAGCCAGAGAACAUCCUCCUCACUAAAAGCGGCGUCAUCAAGCUGUGUGACUUUGGCUUCGCCCGCAUUCUGACUGGACCAGAGGAUGACUACACAGACUACGUGGCGACCCGCUGGUACCGGGCCCCGGAGCUGCUGGUUGGGGACACUCAGUAUGGACCCCCGGUGGAUGUUUGGGCUGUUGGAUGCGUCUUUGCAGAGCUUCUAAGCGGGAACCCUCUCUGGCCCGGGAAGUCUGACGUUGACCAGCUGUACCUCAUCCGAAAAACUCUCGGUGACUUGAUUCCUCACCACCAACAGAUUUUCCGUUCCAAUGUUUUCUUUUCUGGAGUCAGUAUUCCUGAACCGGACACAAUGGAACCUUUGGAAAGGCGGUUCUGUGGAGCGUCUGCCCAAGCUCUUACGGUCAUGAAGUCCUGCCUGGUGAUGGACCCGUCCCUGCGGCUGUCCUGUGAGGAGCUGCUGGAGCUGCCAUACUUUCAGGAUGAGGCCGGGGCCAACUGGGGCCGUGAAGUGGAGCGCCCUGGGAGGAGGCAUGACAAAGCGUCCCGGCGCAGACAAGCUGGGGUAAAGACGUCUUCAUCAGACUUCAGUGGUGGACAAAGUACUUCGAGUACUUCAGUAAAAGUAUUGAUGCUCAUGGUAAAAUCCUGCUUAACUGCAAGUAAAAGUUGCUCGAUCAAAAGUUUGCCCAAGUUAAAGUACUGAAGUACUCACUUUUGA